AUGGCACCAGUUGAAAGUACUCAUUUUGAGACUCUGCAGCUCCACGCUGGACAUGAACCAGAUUCUGCAACAAAUGCGAGAGCUGUACCAAUCUAUGCUACUACACCGACUGUCGAUGUUUUUGAAAAGCGGAUGGCAGCACUUGAGAAUGGACGAGGCGCGGUUGCAUCUUCAUCUGGCCAAGCAGCUCAAUUUAUGACCUUUGCCGCAUUGGCGCAUGCCGGCGAUAACAUUGUGUCAACGACGAACCUUUAUGGAGGAACAUACAAUCAAUUGAAGGUUUUCCUUCCAAGAUUGGGCAUAAAGACCAAAUUCGUCCAGGGAGAUAAGGCAGAGGACUUCAAGAAGGCUAUUGACGAAAAUACAAGAGCUGUUUUCAUCGAAAGUAUUGGUAAUCCAAAAUAUAACGUUCCCGACUUCGAGGCUAUUGCCAAAGUUGCACACGACCAUGGAGUCCCUCUCGUCGUCGAUAAUACAUUCGGAGCAGGUGGCUAUUUUUGCCGGCCUAUUGAUCACGGAGCUGACAUUGUCGUGCAUUCUGCGACGAAAUGGAUUGGCGGACACGGAACUACAAUUGGCGGCGUGGUCAUUGAUUCAGGCAAAUUUGAUUGGGGCAAAAAUGGCAAGCGAUUCCCAGCGAUGGUUGAGCCAUCUGAUGGAUAUCACGGAUUAAAGUUCUGGGAAACGUUUGGACCUGAUACUUUCCUUACUCGCUUACGAGUCGAGAUUCUUCGUGACUUGGGAAGUUCAUUGAAUCCAUUUGGAGCAUUCCAAUUGAUUCAAGGUCUUGAAACUUUGAGCUUGAGAGGAGAGCGACAUGCUCAGAACUCAUUGGCGUUGGCAAGAUGGCUUGACAAGAACCCACACGUUUCUUGGGUGUCAUAUCCAGGGUUGGAAAAUCAUGAAUCCCACGAGCUAGCUAAGAAAUACUUGCCCCGUGGAUUUGGUGGUGUCCUGAGUUUCGGAGUUAAAGGUGGAGGAGCAGCUGGUAGUCAGGUGGUUGAUGGCUUCAAACUGAUUUCUAACUUGGCUAAUGUUGGAGAUUUAAAAACUCUGGCUAUUCACCCAUGGUCUACCACCCACGAACAACUUUCUGACGAUGAAAAGUUGGCUUCUGGUGUCACUGAGGAUCUUAUUAGAAUUUCGGUUGGCACAGAACAUAUUGAUGAUAUAAUCAAGGAUUUCGAGCAAUCAUUCGAAUCAGCAUCUGCGGCGAAGACAACGGGUGGUAACGAGUCCAACGUCGGGAAGACUGGUGAUACUGGUGUUGACGCGAAAUUGGUUAUUUAA
Molecule: messenger RNA, 1290 nt
Organism: Sclerotinia sclerotiorum 1980 UF-70
Lineage: Eukaryota; Fungi; Ascomycota; Leotiomycetes; Helotiales; Sclerotiniaceae
Exons: 7
Coding region: 1-1290 (429 amino acids)
Biological process (GO): transsulfuration
Molecular function (GO): pyridoxal phosphate binding; transferase activity, transferring alkyl or aryl (other than methyl) groups
Source: RefSeq, a predicted model, not a curated record